AACCACUCAAGAUAACCAUUAUCACAACUAAUGUUCUUACACGUCCUGCAUAUUUUGAAUUUAAUGUAUAACUCAAGUUCAGCCCUAAAUCGUGUUAAAUUGCAUUGUUUCCUGUCUGGACUACAAAUCCCAUGUGGAGGUGGUACUUGAUAGAAGAGAGUCCUCUUUCAGCAACAUUCUUCUUCCAGUCUCUUCCCCUGGACGACAACGUUUCGCCAGUGUAAAGUCGUUUGUUUCGCUUUAGUUGCGGAUUUUAUAGCUCUCGAAAAAAAGAUACUUUGAGUUACAACGUAAGUGCUGCUUGACUGGUAGUUAUUUCGACUAGGCACAGCUGCUCGGCUAGCUUGCUAGCAGCUACUUGUAGAUUUAUCUUACCUACGGCUUAUUCGUGGCCGCUUUGCCAGGUGAGCCUACAUAAACUGAAAACGUCACAAUGGUCUGAUACAGGUAUUUUCUGAAUUAUAUCCUGUAUUAAUAAGCGGUCAGUCGAUAUUGGCGGCAACAACACUGCACUGUGUUCUUUGAGUGUUCGUUGUGUAAGUUGGCCUGUUUGUAUUUGGCAUUUAGCAUUGUCUCUGUUGGCAGGCUGCGUAGAGUAGACUCAAAAUACAAACACUGUGGCCGUGUAAACAAACUUCUCAGCUGUUGACUUCGGAUAAUCUUGAAAAAUACCUGGUUCAGUAUGGCGCAACACGACCCCUCUCAUGUAGCCAGCUCACAAAAAGCACUUAUGCUGGAAAUGAAGAGCCUCCAAGAAGAGCCCGUGGAAGGAUUCAAAAUAACAUUGGUGGAUGAAUCAGAUCUGUAUAACUGGGAAGUAGCCAUUUUUGGACCCCCAAACACUCAUUAUGAAGGGGGGUAUUUCAAGGCUCGGAUCAAGUUCCCAAUAGAUUACCCAUACUCCCCACCUGCCUUCCGUUUCCUCACAAAGAUGUGGCACCCAAAUAUUUAUGAGAAUGGGGAUGUGUGUAUUUCUAUAUUGCAUCCUCCGGUGGAUGAUCCACAAAGUGGAGAACUGCCUUCUGAAAGGUGGAAUCCAACUCAAAAUGUCAGAACCAUUUUACUGAGUGUGAUCUCACUUUUAAAUGAGCCUAACACUUUCUCACCGGCCAAUGUGGAUGCCUCUGUGAUGUACCGCAAAUGGAGGGAUAGUAAAGGCAAAGAUCGUGAAUAUGUAGAGAUCAUCAGGAAACAAGUUUUGGCUACGAAGGCUGAAGCAGAGCGUGAUGGGGUCAAGGUGCCCACCACUUUGGCAGAAUACUGUGUUCGUACACGUGCUCCAGCUCCUGAUGAAGGUUCUGACCUCUUUUAUGACUAUUACUAUGAUGACGACGAUGUGGACGCUGAAGGUGACUGCUGCUAUGAUGAUGAUGACUCGGGCAAUGAGGAGUCCUGACAUGUUUUGCAUAAUUUCUAGCAUUUGCCCAAGAAGCCAGAUCUUGUAGGUCCUCAACCAGGAUUGGUUUGAAGCCUUUAUUUUUAAACCAACAACAGUUUUUCUCAGCCUCAAGGCAGAGAAAUAAAUGGGUGCACCUUGUUAAAGUGGUCAGCGUGGCAAGAUUUGCACCAGCACAAGUCUUUACCUUGUUCACAUGUUCCCACUAUCACCUAACACGUAUAAUUAUUUUAGUUAUAGUACAUUUGGGUUAAACCACUGCUAAAAAAAGAUGACAUUCUGCACUGGUGCAAGCCUACGUUUACCAUCUGUACUUUCAAACUUUAAUUUCCUUCAGUGUAUCCAACUGAGGUAAAUUCUGAACAACUGAAGUACAACUGAGAACAAUGUGAAUGUGGAAAGACCAUAUGGCAAACAAUCUGGCUUUCUGACUGUGAUAUAACAUGAGCUAAGUUUAACCGGACAGUGUUAACAAACUUUUACGUGCAUGCUGUAUCAUCAUGGGAGCUGUUUUAAUCAUUACAGUUGGACUGUUCACCUGCCGAAUUUUAGAAAUGGCUCAAUUAUGGGGGAAAAUGAAGAUUCAAAACAUUAGAGUCAGUGGCGACCACACGGCAAACUCUGACAAACUCUUAAAAAUUUUAACAUUCAAUAGAUUUUUGCUUUGUGUGUGUAUUUGUGUUAUUCUUCUGGUCAAUAACAAUGUCCUUUUGAAUGCUGAGAUACACCUUUUGACUUUGCUUGUGUUGGGGUGAGGGGUGAUAGUUUUUUUGUAGGAGCUGGAGGCUACAUGUUAAUUUGUUUUUCCUAUCAGGCUGACUAAAGACCUGAGGGAGCCAAAGAUUUACUUUUUCCAUUAAAAAAAAAAUAUAUGUAUAGUUUCUUUAGUUACAUAAUACUUGUAGCAACCCCUUGUUUGCUCAACCAUAACUGCAAUCUGUAAAUGCAAAUUAAACAGAUAAAUCUACAAGUCACAAAAUAAUAGUGAAUUGGAAAACCAUCAUCUAUCUAACAAGUGCACUGAGUGGACAGUUUUGAUUUUUAAUCAGAAUGUGUCUAUAUUGCUGUUGCAAAAUGAACUGUUACAGUUUUGACAUGAAUACAGAAAUUCUCAGGAUGAAAUGCAUAAAAGACUUAUUUUUCUUGUAUCCCUUCUGAAUGGAUUUAUAAUUUUAACACUCAGUAACAGAUACCUGUAGCUGUAUCAUAGUUUGUGUUCUUUUCUUUGAGUUGUUACUUUUUUUUUUCUAUGCUAUUUAACAGUUCAAUAAAGAAGUAUUAAAACGGA
Molecule: messenger RNA, 2684 nt
Organism: Boleophthalmus pectinirostris (great blue-spotted mudskipper)
Lineage: Eukaryota; Metazoa; Chordata; Actinopteri; Gobiiformes; Gobiidae
Gene: cdc34b
Product: cell division cycle 34 homolog (S. cerevisiae) b
Exons: 5
Coding region: 683-1396 (237 amino acids)
Biological process (GO): protein polyubiquitination; ubiquitin-dependent protein catabolic process
Molecular function (GO): ubiquitin conjugating enzyme activity
Source: RefSeq, a predicted model, not a curated record